Uloborus diversus is the source of this 1059-nucleotide messenger RNA. RefSeq lists its product as uncharacterized. The transcript has 5 exons. The coding region runs from base 1 to 867 and encodes 288 amino acids. The record is from RefSeq and is a predicted model, not a curated record. Lineage: Eukaryota; Metazoa; Arthropoda; Arachnida; Araneae; Uloboridae.
AUGACGUGUUUCCUAGGAAGGCGGGGAUGGAGUGGAUGGGAGCGCCCCAGCCAAAUCCGUAAGUUGCAAGGUGGUGGUGGCAGCAAUUUUGAUUAUGAUCCUGCUAAAGAAUCUUCAGAUAAAACAAAAGAGCCUGAAGAAGAGGAUCGCCUUAAACUGUCAGACCUCAAAGGUGUUCAAUUCUGGACCUCAGAAUCUUCCAGUGAUGAAGAUUCUGCUAACUACACACGCUCUCCACCCUGCAAUCAAUUCAGUGAACUUGAAUCAAAAUUGUCUUUUCAUAACUUAGACAAGCAUAAAGAAAUUGGAACUGUUUUACAGAACAAAGAUUCCAGAAAUAAUGAGCCACAAGAUCAUAUCCGUAAGUUGCAAGGUUGUGGUGGCAGAAAUUUUGAUUAUGAUCCUGCUAAAGAAUCUUCAGAUAAAACAAAAGAGCCUGAAGAAGAGGAUCGCCUUAAACUGUCAGACCUCAAAGGUGUUCAAUUCUGGACCUCAGAAUCUUCCAGUGAUGAAGAUUCUGCUGACUACACACGCUCUCCACCCUGCAAUCAAUUCAGUGAACUUGAAUCAAAAUUGUCUUUUCAUAACUUAGACAAGCAUAAAGAAAUUGGAACUGUUUUACAGAACAAAGAUUCCAGAUAUAAUGAGCCACAAGAUGAUGUAAUAAAUGUUGUAAAUUUUGUCAUGCAUAAUAUUUUGCAUGCUAUUUGCUGUGAAAAGGAACAGGAAAUAAAAAGAAUUAGAGACAAUGAAAGAAAUUGUAGACCUGUUCCUCAUAAUAGAUUGUUUAUUUCACAUCGCUAUGAACCCUUUCCGAAAAGGUACGUGCUCAAUGAUGAAACUGCAGAUCAUCCUAAAAAUCAGUGAACAGUUAAGGAGGCUUUACAAGUAACUUCAGAUUGAUGAUAAAGAAAAAAUUACGGUGCUGCGUCGGGAGUGCCCAAGUGACGCAUGUGGUGCUGGUGUCUUCAUGGUUUCCCAUUUUGAUUGUCAAUAUUGUGGGAAGUGCUGUCUUACUUUUGUGUAUGAAAAACCUGUAGAAAAUAACCUGUAGAAUUA